CUCGCUCGCUCUCCAUCUCCUCUCGCGGGUCCCGUUCCGCCUUUCCCGCCGGCGGCCCUGGCAGAGUAGGCACGGCAGGGUGGGGGCGGCGAGGGACUCUCCAUGCAAGACCAUGACGGGCAUCGCCGCCGCCUCCUUCUUCUCCAAUACCUGCCGCUUCGGGGGCUGCGGGCUCCACUUCCCAAGCCUGGCGGACCUCAUCGAGCACAUCGAGGACAACCAUAUCGAUACAGACCCACGUGUAUUAGAGAAACAAGAACUACAACAGCCAACAUAUGUUGCUCUCAGUUACAUUAAUAGGUUCAUGACUGAUGCGGCUCGACGAGAACAGGAAUCUCUAAAGAAAAAAAUUCAGCCUAAACUUUCCUUGACUUUAUCAAGUUCUGUGUCCCGUGGGAAUGUAUCUACUCCUCCACGCCACAGCAGUGGAAGCCUUACACCGCCAGUCACACCACCUAUUACCCCAUCCUCUUCAUUUCGUAGCAGUACACCUACAGGUAGCGAAUACGAUGAGGAGGAAGUAGAUUAUGAAGAUUCAGACAGUGAUGAAUCCUGGACCACAGAAAGUGCCAUCAGCUCUGAAGCUAUCCUAAGUUCCAUGUGUAUGAAUGGAGGGGAUGAAAAACCUUUUGCUUGCCCUGUACCUGGGUGUAAAAAGCGAUAUAAGAAUGUUAAUGGUAUAAAAUACCAUGCCAAGAAUGGUCACAGGACACAGAUCCGUGUGCGGAAGCCAUUCAAAUGCCGUUGUGGAAAGAGUUACAAGACAGCUCAGGGUCUGCGGCACCAUACAAUCAAUUUCCACCCUCCAGUGUCUGCUGAGAUUAUCCGGAAGAUGCAGCAAUAACUGGCUGGUCACAAAUGUGCCAAGCAAUCCUCACCAGCAGUUGCUGAUUUUGAAGACAGCCACCUUCUCUUGGGGAAGUACUCAGCAAUCCCUUAAAGAAUUUAAUUGCAUGCUUUACCAUUUUUUUCCUGUAAUUUUGGAAUGAUGUUAUCUUUGUAGAGUUAAUUAUUUUGUACAUUUGCACAUGUAAUCAUCAUGCCCAUAUACAUUACUUUGCUAUAAGGUGCUAAAAGCUACACAUUCUUCAAGGCAUCUCUUCUCCCCCUCCCCACCUACUCCCCAAAGAAUUAGGGGAUAGUGUAUAUUUUAUCUGUUUUUCAGUGUUAAAUGAGAGGGGAGACAAAGACAGCUUGGCACUGAGAUAAUUUCAAGAUUGUAAUGUGGUUGAAGAAGUUCAACACAUCCGUUCCCAUGUGCUUGCAAAACCAAAACAAUUCCCCCAUUAUCCACCUGGUUAAUAUGCCUUAUGUAAUAGAAAUCUGUGGAAUAGCAAGGUUUUAGGUAUUGAAAUU
Eublepharis macularius is the source of this 1356-nucleotide messenger RNA. RefSeq names its product JAZF zinc finger 1 (gene JAZF1). The transcript has 5 exons. The record is from RefSeq and is a predicted model, not a curated record. Gene Ontology annotation, cellular component: nucleus. The coding region runs from base 113 to 844 and encodes 243 amino acids. Lineage: Eukaryota; Metazoa; Chordata; Lepidosauria; Squamata; Eublepharidae.